AUGAAGGCAGUGAUGAGGAGGCUUACUAUUGCUGGAGUGCAAUCUUUCUGGAAGUGUCAACAGUCAUGUCUACGAAGCUUCUCCCAAGUACAGCAGCUUCCACCUCUGAAGGAAGAGGAAAUUGAAGAGAAGUUUGUGAAAGGGAAUGGGCCAGGUGGACAAAGUGUCAACAAGACUGUAAAUUGUGUUCACCUCAAACAUACACCAACAGGUAUUGUGGUGAAGUGUCAUCAGAGUCGUCUGCUCCACGAGAACCGGAAGCUUGCUAGACAGCUCCUCAGAGAGAAGUUGGAUGACUUCUACAAUGGUGAAAUGAGUGGAAGAAAUCAAAGGAAAAAGCUACUGCUUGAGAAGUUCCAGCGAAGAGAAGACAAAGCUUCAAAGCUUCGAGAUAUGAAGGAACAGUGGAAAAAUCAUGAAAAUGGAUCCACAAUGCAGUGUUGA
Darwinula stevensoni is the source of this 444-nucleotide messenger RNA. The record is from the annotation of a GenBank genome assembly. Lineage: Eukaryota; Metazoa; Arthropoda; Ostracoda; Podocopida; Darwinulidae.